AUGGCAAAGGCAAGAGUUGUACCGCUAAAACCAGUGACCAUCCCUCGGCUAGAGCUCCAAGCUGCCGUUGUGUCGAUCAGAAUCAGCGACCUUUUGAAUAGAGAGCUUGACAUCCCGAAUAUCACGAAUGUAUACUGGACAGACUCCAAGGUAGUUCUUGGUUAUUUACAGGACGAAGCACGCAAAUUUCACAUUUACGUCGCUAACAGAGUGCAAAGGAUCAAAGAAUCAUCAGACUCAAGCCAGUGGAACUACGUUCGAACAGAAGAGAAUCCAGCCGAUUUCACAUCAAGAGGUCUUGCAGCACAAGAACUUCAGAUCACCAACUGGUUCAGAGGUCCGACAUUCCUCUUGGAAAAGGAGAUCCCCAACACUGCAGAUGUCACAGCACCAAUAACUCUGUCACCUUCUGACCCCGAAGUCAAAAGGGUCAAGACUCUACAGACGAAGAGCCAAGCAGUGACCUCACUCCUAGACAGAUUCGGCAAAUUCUCCAGUUGGUCUAAACUGCUAGCAGCUAUUGAGGCACUCCAAGCCAAGUGCAUAAGGAAACUGGGUGAACCCUCAUUAUCACUGCAGGAGUCCAGGAGCAGGGCCGAAAGGCUGGUCGUUAGAAAUAUGCAAUGCCAGUACUUUGAAGAUGAGAUUAAGGAUCUGAAGGGGAAAAGGUAA
Messenger RNA from Lineus longissimus, 672 nucleotides. RefSeq lists its product as uncharacterized. The record is from RefSeq and is a predicted model, not a curated record. The coding region runs from base 1 to 672 and encodes 223 amino acids. NCBI's taxonomy places the organism in Eukaryota, Metazoa, Nemertea, Pilidiophora, Heteronemertea, Lineidae. The transcript has a single exon.